GCAUGUACUGGCAUUGAAAACAUUGAUGAAGCUAUUACGUUGCUUGAACAAAAUAAUUGGGACUUAGUGCUUGUAAAAGUAAUAAUGCUCAUUGUAAUGAACUGAGAAGAUAAAUUUACAAAGAAGAAAUGAAUAAUCACCUUUAAUCCCAUCACUUAGAGGCAGCUAUCAAUGGUGUAAUACCCCAGGAAAAUGGCAUUCUACAAAGUACAUGAUAACUUGCCAUAAUUUCAGUAAGUCCUAAAAAUGAAACUUCCCAGAGCACUGAACUUCUUUACCUGAAGAAUCCAGUAUUGACAUGUGGAAUGAUCUUCGUGGCUUUGUGUCAUUGCCAGAAGGUAAAAUUGGAAGAUGAUGCCAAGAGAUCUAUAAUUGUUACAAAAUAACUUCUUUAAUUAAAAAUACACUUGUAGCUUUUCUCUCCUUAAAAUUGGAGACUUUCUAGUUUUGAAUUAAAAGAGCACUCUAUAAAGUCAUAGGAGUGACUAUGGAAGUGAAACUAUAUCAGGACCUGCAUUUGACCCAGCAAGUCACCCAGCUCCAGCUCCUGCUCCCUCUUCCUCCUCGGCAUUUCGACCUGUAAUGCCAUCUAGGCAAAUUGUAGAAAGACAACCUCGGAUGCUGGACUUCAGGGUUGAAUACAGAGACAGAAAUGUUGAUGUGGUACUUGAAGACAGCUGUACUGUUGGAGAGAUUAAACAGAUUCUAGAAAAUGAACUCCAGAUACCUGUGUCUAAAAUGUUGUUAAAAGGCUGGAAGACUGGAGAUGUGGAAGACAGUACGGUCUUAAAAUCACUACAUUUGCCAAAAAACAACAGUCUCUAUGUUCUUACACCAGACUUACCACCACCUUCAUCAUCUAGUCAUGCUAGUGCCCUGCAGGAGUCAUUAAAUCAAAACUUCAUGCUGAUCAUCACCCACCGAGAAGUCCAGCGGGAGUAUAACCUGAACUUCUCAGGAAGCAGUACCAUUCAAGAGGUAAAAAGAAAUGUGUAUGACCUUACGAGUAUCCCUGUACGCCAUCAGUUAUGGGAGGGUUGGCCAACUUCUGCCACAGAUGAUUCAAAUCUCUUUAUCAAACUUAAAUUGAGGAACCAGCUUGAGAUGUGUCUUGCUGAAUCAGGGCUCUCUUAUCCAUGCCAUCGACUGACAGUGGGAAGGAGAUCUUCACCUACACAGACCCGGGAGCAGUCUGAGGAGCAAAGCACCGAUGUUCAUAUGGUUAGUGAUAGUGAUGGAGAUGACUUUGAAGAUGCUCCUGAAUUUGGGGUGGAUGAUGGAGAGGUAUUCGGCAUGGCGUCAACUGCCCUGAGAAAAUCUCCAAUGAUGCCAGAAAACGCAGAAAAUGAAGGAGAUGCCUUAUUACAAUUUACAGCAGAGUUUUCUUCAAGAUAUGGAGACUGCCAUCCUGUAUUUUUUAUUGGAUCAUUAGAAGCUGCUUUUCAAGAGGCCUUCUAUGUGAAAGCCCGAGAUAGAAAGCUUCUUGCUAUCUACCUCCACCAUGAUGAAAGUGUAUUAACCAACGUGUUCUGCUCACAAAUGCUAUGUGCUGAGUCUAUUGUCUCUUAUCUGAGUCAAAAUUUUAUAACCUGGGCUUGGGAUCUGACAAAGGACGCCAAUAGAGCAAGAUUUCUGACCAUGUGCAAUAGACACUUUGGCAGUGUUAUUGCACAAACUAUUCGGACUCAAAAAACAGACCAGUUUCCACUUUUUCUGAUUAUUAUGGGAAAGCGAUCAUCUAAUGAAGUAUUAAAUGUGAUACAAGGUAACACAACAGUGGAUGAGUUAAUGAUGAGACUCAUGGCAGCAAUGGAGAUCUUCACAGCCCAACAACAGGAAGAUAUAAAGGAUGAGGAUGAACGUGAAGCGAGAGAAAAUGUGAAGAGAGAACAAGAUGAGGCCUAUCGCCUUUCACUUGAGGCUGACAGAGCAAAAAGGGAAGCUCAUGAGAGAGAGAUGGCAGAACAGUCUCGUUUGGAGCAGAUUCGAAAAGAACAAGAAGAGGAACGUGAGGCCAUUCGGCUCUCCUUAGAGCAGGCCCUGCCUCCAGAGCCGAAAGAAGAUGCUGAACCCGUGAGCAAACUGCGGAUCCGUACCCCCAGUGGAGAGUUCCUCGAGAGGCGUUUUCUGGCCAGCAAUAAGCUCCAGAUUGUCUUUGAUUUUGUAACUUCCAAAGGAUUUCCAUGGAAUGAGUUCAAGUUACUGAGCACCUUUCCUAGGAGAGACAUAACCCAGCUGGACCCAAAUAAAUCAUUGUUGGAGGUAAAGUUGUUCCCUCAAGAAACCCUUUUUCUUGAAGCAAAAGAGUAAACACGCCCAGCGGUGGAACCAGCCAUUCCUUGACUUGCCUGAGGCCUGCAUCAAGAGAAGGGCUCUUUGCCAACCCACCUACACGCUCGUCUCAUUGAAUUCAGUGUCACACUCUGCCUCUUGCAAGAUUGCUGGAAAAAAGUAAUAAUAAACAUAGCUACUUAACACGUCCCAUCCACGAGUAUAUGUUCCCAGUACAGCUCUGCUGCCCCCCCUCCUCCCUUCACUUGGCCCGGUCAGUGACAAUGCACUGUUCCAGUGUGCGUGACCACAGAAUAGGACCGAUGCCUCUCCAGGGCCCUCUGCCCCCCAGUGUCCAGACAGUUCUGUCUGUCCAGGGACACCAGGUCGCUGUCUGUCGGAUAUGUCUCAUUGAGCCGGAUAUGUCUCAAGGCUCACACACCUGCCUUGUUAUUGUCAUAACUGGAUUUCUACUUUGUCGCCUAAUUUUAAGAGGCAAGGGGAGAAAGUCAAGUGGAACUUCUUGGCCUGGAGAUAGAACAGUAUUGUAGGGGGAAACGCAUAUCAUUUUUGAUGGUACUUUCUGACCUCUUUUACUAAGAUGUAAGGUUGUGUUUGAGGACUGCAUUUGAGAAAUACGCAAGGUAUUUAUUUACUGCUGCUGCCGUGGGUCCCCAGGUUCCAUUUGGAGGUGUUUGCUGUUCCACUGCAGCACAGGAAGCUGUCUGAGCGCAGUGUGGGUGUUGAGGUAUGUGAAGAGGACCGGUUCUAGGACUUGGGUACUGGCCCAGCCACAGGAAGCUGCUGUUAGGUUUGCAUUUGGAGCCUGACGGAUCCCAGCUCCCAGGCUGCCCCUUUAGUGUACGGUGAACGCAGUUCCCUCCUGCUUUUCUCUCCCUCUUUCCUUCUCUAGUUUGGACUUGUCACUUGGUGUGUUAAGCCCCUUGUCUGUCACCAAAAUCUGAUCAGCGGCCCCUUGGACUCAGCCCAGAUGUAAUAAGAAAUUUGUUCCACUUUUUAUUAUUUGAAUGUUUCAAUAUUAGAUAUUGGGCUCCCGUCUCAAAUGAAAAGGAUCUCAUCUGGUGGCUGAGAAUUCUGAUGUCAUAUAUUUAAGGAGCAGACUUGGGGGCUCAGCUCAGAAGAUGUGUGUUGCCUGAACCCACGUGUGGUGAUUGUGGGAUGAUUUAGUAUAUGUGGACUUUUGUUAAUCUAUGGAUUUGGGGUUUAGAGUCCAGUUCACUGUUUAUACCUUCACCAACAGUGAUUUCUUUUCCAUCUUGGAAUGUUUCUAUCCACUUAUGUGUCCCCUGUGGUCUCUAUCCUAGGGGUUGGUAUCCUCACUUGACAUUUUGUACGUGUCCAAAAGAGUCUAAGUGCUGGGUUUUUCUCCCUGACCCAAGCCAAGGGGUUAUCAGGAGACUAACCGAAGCCUGAGAAAUGCCUGGUCAUUCUCCCUCUGCCCAGAAGUGGGCAUUGGCCAGGAAAAUUCCAUCUCUGUCUUUUCUCUGAUGCUCCAACCAGGGACCUCUCCUGAUCACUCUCUUAAAAAGAGAUGUGUUCCUAACAGACCAGUGCUGCGUCUGCCGAGGGCAGCCCUCCUCUGGCCCCAGAGGUCUCUCGGGGAAGCUGAAGGGAAGAGACCCACAGGGAUUCAGCCUGAGCACGUCCUCUCCGGCUCCACUCCACCCUCUUAGCCUCGUGGCCCCAGCUACAGGUGCACUAGGGCGCCAGCUCUUUUCCAUGUAGACCUUGCUCUGUAGCGGCCAUGGAGAAGCUACAGCCCUGAACUCGGGCCAAACUCAGGAACAGCAGCAAGGGUAGGGGUGGGGGGUGGAGGUACAGGACUCUGAAUUCACUUUCAUGUUUAACCUGUUCCGUCUGAUUGGGUUUGACAACAUCAUAUUGUUCCCCACUAUCAUCUUCACUUCUGUAUUCCAAUAAUUAUAGACUUUACUCUGAAA
Messenger RNA from Myotis brandtii (Brandt's bat), 4232 nucleotides. It is a transcript of the gene FAF1, whose product is annotated as Fas (TNFRSF6) associated factor 1. The transcript is spliced from 21 exons. The coding region runs from base 583 to 2310 and encodes 575 amino acids. The record is from RefSeq and is a predicted model, not a curated record. Gene Ontology annotation, cellular component: nucleus; endoplasmic reticulum. Gene Ontology annotation, molecular function: NF-kappaB binding; ubiquitin binding. NCBI's taxonomy places the organism in Eukaryota, Metazoa, Chordata, Mammalia, Chiroptera, Vespertilionidae.